UCACCUCGACUGAAGUUUGUUCCUCUGUCAUCGACAAACAUGGAGCUGUAUCUGGCCAUUCUUACCCUCACUGUUUUUCUCUCAACUGAUGCUCAAUUAGAGCACAACGAUUUCUCAAUUACUGGAUGUUCUGAAACAGAAAAAGAAUCUAUGACUGGAUCUGACGGAGAGGAGGCAUGGCAUGCUGAUUUUAAUCAAAAGACAGGAGUAGUUACAUUACCUGAUUUUGCAGAUCCUAUAAGCUUUCCAGGAUAUUAUGAACAAAGUGUUGUAGAACUAGAAAUAUGCAAACAAAACCUGGCUACACUCAUUAAAGCUUACAAGAGCCCACCAGAGGAAAUGGAACCCCCUGAGACGUCCAUCUAUACAAGGAACGAUGUGCAGCUGACUGUUGAAAACACCCUCAUCUGUCACGUGACAGGCUUCUUUCCUCCACCUGUCAUUGUCUCGUGGGCUAAGAACAAUGUCAUUGUGACUGAAGGAGUGAAUCUGACUCAGUACCGACCGAGGAGCGAUGGAUCCUUCCACGUGUUCGCUUAUCUGAAGAUCACUCCUGAAGAGGGAGACGUUUACAGCUGCACAGUGAGCCACCGAGCGCUCCAGGGCCAACCGCAGACUAAAAUAUGGAGCGUCCCGACGGCAGCUGCUGUCCUGCCCAGUGUGGGUCCGGCGGUCUUCUGUGGAGUGGGAUUGACUCUGGGGCUGCUGGGAGUCGCUACUGGACUCUUCUUCCUCAUUAAAGGAACAACAACUGACACGCCAGAUAUGGCCAAAAACAUCAAACAUUUAAUGCAGUGGACCCAAUCAAAGACGGUUUCUCCAGGAUUCUGAAGACAAUAAUACAGUGCAUCUAUGUGUGAUUUUAGAUUGCUGGUGUUGAAGAUUGAUAGAUACGUGAAUGCAAAAUCUGGUUUAACCUUGGAAGUUGAAACUUGGAUUUGCUUGCUAUGUAGCACUAAUCAUGCUUGUAUUUGCACACAGCAAAAUCCUCUGUGUUAAAUUAACACUGCUAAGUGUUUACAUAAUCCACACUACAGUUAAAAUAAAUAAAUAAAUAAAAACAAUUAGACACACAGACAUCAAGAAUCAGCGUGAGAAUUACAAUAGCGUUUUUGUACCAUGCUGUAAUUCAUCCAUUGCUCCCAUCAUGCUUUGCAGGAUGAAUAAAUUAUGCAGCCUCUCCUGUUUGCCAGAUCUGGACCACAAGCAGACCACAGCAAUGUCACACAUCAGCCAAGAACAAAGAAGUAAUUCACACUGGACCUUAUCUGAGCCACCAAAUCUUUAAAUAUUAUCUAUAGAGUUCUCUCAGCUUGUCUAAGCUUGUUAACAAGCAAAAUCACUGAAGAGAACAGAAAAAAGAGAGAAACAGAAACUCAGGUUUCAAAAACAUCUCCUGAUGCACAACCUUGGACACAUCAUCAGUGUUGUUUCCUGGACUCACGGGGUGUUUCGGGUCUUGCAACAGACACCCUCCUCCAGGCGACCCGACCGAGGCUGAUCAGACCCCGGCCUGUGUCCAAGUGGCAUGCUACCGCCCCCACCGCUCUCCCCUCUUCAACCAGAGCCAUCUGGAUGCUUUCUCCACUGCCUCCACGUUGUUACUUAUGGCUCUUCUUCGGUUGACGCCUGUUAUGCCCAGUGUACCAUAGGCCUUACUCAGGGUAUCGCUGGCAAAUCCCCGACUGCCUACUUCCACUGGCAUACACCUGGUCCUCCACCCAUUUAUCCGACACUGCUCCACCAGCUCCUGAUAUUUUUCCCUCUUUCUCUCCUGAGCCUCCUAUAUCCUCUCCUCCCAGGGCACUGUCAGCUCUAGCAAGAUUAACUGUCUUGUGGCCUCAGAGACCAAGAUGAUAUCAGGUCUCAGUGUGGACUGGAUGAUGUGUUGUGGAAUCUUCAGUUGCC
Molecule: messenger RNA, 1908 nt
Organism: Labeo rohita (rohu)
Lineage: Eukaryota; Metazoa; Chordata; Actinopteri; Cypriniformes; Cyprinidae
Product: rano class II histocompatibility antigen, B alpha chain-like
Exons: 4
Coding region: 40-831 (263 amino acids)
Biological process (GO): positive regulation of T cell activation; immune response; peptide antigen assembly with MHC class II protein complex
Cellular component (GO): MHC class II protein complex; membrane
Molecular function (GO): MHC class II protein complex binding
Source: RefSeq, a predicted model, not a curated record